Molecule: messenger RNA, 1937 nt
Organism: Acanthaster planci (crown-of-thorns starfish)
Lineage: Eukaryota; Metazoa; Echinodermata; Asteroidea; Valvatida; Acanthasteridae
Product: core alpha-(1,3)-fucosyltransferase-like
Cellular component (GO): membrane
Molecular function (GO): alpha-(1->3)-fucosyltransferase activity
Source: RefSeq, a predicted model, not a curated record
GCACAUGCGCCUGCACUUGCAUGGUUGAAGCUGCGCGUAGGAAUUAUGCGAUCGCCGUGGCCAAUGCGGUCCACACGUGGUGGUACUGUACUGUAGUUUAGCGUUAUCCAGUCACGUGGGUCAAAAAGGCCUUUAGGUGCUGCGACUUGCGAACAGUGUGCAGGCAUCUGAAGCUUCAGAACGCAGACUGCACUUCUUGCCUGUUAUAGGUGUCGUUCUUCUUGGAGUGGACCUUCUUCUUAGUCUUUGGAUAUUGAAUUCGAUGACGACAGGACCUCCAAAGCCCGUUUCUAGGGCAAAAAACAUCAGUUCUUCCACCAAAAGAAAAUGUUCACGCGUUAUUCCACUGGCGGCAAAGGACACCAAGUCUGCUGGAAUGGAUGAUUUGAUGACAACCAUCGGAGAGCCACGUAGUUACAAGAUCCAGGUUUACGACACUCGAAAACACUUGACGAAAAAAACUAACACCUUUAGACGCAUCCUGCAGCAUUCAAAGGGUGGCCCAAAUCCCCGAGCUGACGUCCAGUGUGGCAAUAACUGCACCAUUGAGAUUACUAUUGCUGACGAUAAAAAUAACUUCACAGGAAUGGACGCUGUCCUCUUUCAUUUUUACAUGGAGUUAGUUCCACUUCAUAUACCCCCUGCAGACAUGAACCCUGAACAGACGUGGGUGUAUUGCUCGUGGGAACCACCGCACAGAACCGCCGCACCGAUCGGUCACCAACCAAAACUAACGGGCUUAGCAGCCAACGUUGAGUGGACCUACCAUCGAGCAUCCGAUAUCACGACUCCAUUCGGAUUCUACCGGCCCGGGAUACCCACGGUAAAUAGAACAAAGACGGCCGAUGAAUGGCUACAAGGAAAGACAAAGUUGGCCAUCUGGAUUGGAAGCAAUUGCAAAACUACAGCCUGGCCAAGACUACGCUUUGUCCGAAAGCUCAAGAAUUACAUCCAAAUCGACAUGUACGGAGGGUGUGGAAAGCUCAAAUGCCUACCAAGAAUGUCGCCCAAAUGCGCUGUGGACCUGGUGCGAAAGUACAAGUUCUAUUUAGCCUUGGAGAACUCUGAAUGCGAAGAGUACAUCACAGAGAAAGUUUGGGACAAAACUCUCCUUCGAGGAGUUGUUCCCGUCGUUUAUGGUGCCAGACGGAGAGACUAUGAAGUGUUGCUCCCUCCCAAUUCAUUUAUUUACAUUGGGGACUAUAAGAAUAUCAAAGAACUGGCGGAUUACUUGAAACUGUUGGACGCUCGCCCCGACUUGUAUGCCAAGUACUUCGAAUGGCAAUACAGUGGGACCGCCGUUACAACUGAAAUAUUUUACGGGAUUUUCGACCUGACAAGGUUUUGCCAUCUUGUGCCGAUCAUUGAAAGAGUUCGGAGAGGCGAGUUGAAACGAACACAAGUUUUGUCGCGAGAUUAUGUUCAAACGUGUCGACAGAAGUCACUCUCCAAUGUGGAAAUCUUGGAUACGUGGUAACUAAGAACACCGAGUUGAGAUUAGGUCGAAACAUAAGCAAAGGCUCCUCAAUUUAUUUCAAUCCGACGUUAUCACAAAAUGCAAGUAAACGUAGUGAAAAUAAAACGUGGGGCCGAGGCAGGAGAUCUCUCUCUCCCUUCGGCAACGCGUUGGAUUCUAAACUAUGGUUGAUCAUCAAUACAAAAGCGAAAGAACGGUUCACAGAGUACAUUUCGUUUGAAGUAUAUCCAAACACAACAUAAAUAUUACUACUACCCACUAAAUUUAAAGAUAAUAUGGCCCUGUUAAAAGGGUGGAAGGAAAUACCGAUGGAACCCAACACCAGCCACAUGUUCACAUGUUACAUUAUUUGUCUAACUCAAAAAUAUCGGUCCAAGUAUGUAUAAUAAUAUGAGCCUCGUGCUGAACCACGAGAGGGCGCAAUUUUCCUAGCAACGCAGGCUCCAUUGGUCGGAACUGC